CACAUCCAAUUUUAGGACCUUUUGUGCCUACGGGUUUUCGCACACAAAAAACAAAUAAUAUAAAAUCGGUCAACCACCCACCCACCAAAAAGGCCGCGCGGCUUCGUUCGCGACGUAACGGUGAAAAGCACGCGUUUUCCGCUUUUCCAGCAGCCGUGUGCCAUUUCACUUUGCUUAUUUUAAGCCGAGCAGCCGGAAAACACGCGCAUAUUGUGGAGGCAAUGGGAAGCGAAAACAUGUGUGCAUGUGUGUCGCUGGGAUAACGGCGAAAAAGGCGCAAGAGGAGCUGUGAAAUAGCGAAAACUUGAGCUGAGAUCUCCAAUCGGAUCUCAAGUUUGAGGACAAAGAUAGAAAGAGAGAGAGAGGAGAGGAGUCGAGUCGAGGAAAAAGCUACUCUCACUCGCAAACACACACGUUCAAACGCGUCACACGCUCUCCCGUGUAAAACCAAUACAACAACAACAUGCAAUAUUUGCAAAGUAGUUAAAUAAUUCAAUUCUGCCCUGUCUGCGCUUUAUUUCCUUCUUCAUUUCGGUUCUCCUCGUUUGUAUUUUCGUAUAAUUUCAACAAGUUUCAGUUUCUCGCUUUUCCCCACCCACACCAUCACACAGUUAUUUUUUCGUUACUACUUCAAAACAACAAAAACCACACGGCCCACGAACACUAAUCACCAAUACAACACAACGUCUCGUGUGACGUGCGAGCGCAGAAAUUGUCGUCUUUAGAUUUUGUUUGUGCACUUUUCGCCAUUUCCCUUUGUGUUCCACUGUGUGCGGAAGCGGAGGGGGCGGGAGAAAGAGAGUGGCCGAGAAGCACCUGCGAAAAAGCGGCACGAGAUCGCCAGAAAAGCAGAAAGUCGCAAGAAGCAAAAGCGACCGGCUCCCAUACACAAACAACCGAGGCACACACACACUUACACUCGCCACACUUGUUGCAGCGGAAGAGGAGAAGGGGCAAGAGAGCGAUAAGAAGUGGUGAACAGAGGAGGAGGACGAGGAGCAGGAGGGAAAAGUGCCUAGGAAGACAACAACGCAUCUGCUAUCAGCGAAUACCACUGCAAAAAUGGUCAAGGAGAAGCCCAACUCUACUCGUAUCUACGACAAGGAUGGUUUCAGGCGACGUGCAGCCUGUAUUUGCGUGAAGUCGGAAAAUGAGGCGGAGGUACUCUUGGUUACCUCCUCUCGUCGCCCGGAGCUGUGGAUCGUUCCUGGUGGAGGUGUUGAACCCGAGGAAGAGCCUUCGGUGACCGCCGUUCGGGAAGUGCUCGAGGAAGCCGGCGUCGUUGGCGAUUUGGGUCGUUGUCUAGGUGUUUUCGAGAACAACGACCACAUGCAUCGCACCGAGGUGUUCGUCAUGAACGUGACCCAGGAACUGGAUGAGUGGGAGGAUUCGCGAAGCAUCGGCCGCAAGCGGCAGUGGUUCACCAUUGACGAUGCCCUAUCGCAGCUGGCGCUGCACAAGCCGACGCAGCAGCACUAUCUAAUGCAGCUGCAGCACUCGAAGACGCUGGACAACACGAAUCGCGUGGUGAACGCCACCCAUCCGCCCAAGUUGACCAAUGCCGCCACCCCGGCCGCAUCGCCCACCACGGCAUAAAGACAGCGGAUUGCAGGAAGCUGAAACAACACAUGCACACCAACACCACACUUAACCGCGAGACUAAUCCAACACUAAUCCAACUCUAAUCCCAUUUUGACAUUUUGGAAAUUUACAAAUAGACAGGCAGUCUUCUAGAUUAUGUUUAUAAGCGAUACCUAUGUUACCCCGCAUCCCCCACUAAGCCCCAUUUGCGUUUAAGUUUAAGUCAAUGCGUUCAUUUAUGUCUUUAGUAAUUGUAUCAGAACUAAAUUUAUGUGUUUACUCCAGAGCGAGUGAAAAGGGAGGUGAAGAAAACAAAAACGCUACUCGAUCAAUGCUAAGCGAUAACUUAUACUAUUCGAGAUCUAUAAUACGACACAAAA
This is a messenger RNA of Drosophila takahashii, 1961 nucleotides long. RefSeq names its product diphosphoinositol polyphosphate phosphohydrolase 1 Aps (gene Aps). Gene Ontology annotation, cellular component: cytoplasm; nucleus. Gene Ontology annotation, molecular function: bis(5'-adenosyl)-pentaphosphatase activity; bis(5'-adenosyl)-hexaphosphatase activity; endopolyphosphatase activity. The record is from RefSeq and is a predicted model, not a curated record. Gene Ontology annotation, biological process: diphosphoinositol polyphosphate metabolic process; diadenosine hexaphosphate catabolic process; diadenosine pentaphosphate catabolic process. Lineage: Eukaryota; Metazoa; Arthropoda; Insecta; Diptera; Drosophilidae.